AUGAGUGUAUUAAAAGCCUUGCCUUCAAGGGCAAGAAUCCAAGAAGCUCAAAAAUUGUCACAUCAAAUAUUUGAUCAGCUUUGGAAUCCUACUGCCAAAAGAAACCCAGCUAAAAUUUUAAGAGCUCCAUUACAAGGUCCAGAAUUAGUCAAAUACUAUGGUGAUAAUGAUGCUGUUCCUACAUUCAAUGAUUUCAAAAAAUGGUUCCCAGAAUUACAACUAGUCGAUCCAAGAGAAGCACACAGAACUUUUAUAGUGGAGGACAGAAAGAGAAGAAACAAGGGUGCUCCAAAGAAAAAGAAACAAUAG
Molecule: messenger RNA, 309 nt
Organism: Candida tropicalis MYA-3404
Lineage: Eukaryota; Fungi; Ascomycota; Pichiomycetes; Serinales; Debaryomycetaceae
Product: mitochondrial 37S ribosomal protein mS33
Exons: 1
Coding region: 1-309 (102 amino acids)
Cellular component (GO): mitochondrion
Source: RefSeq, a predicted model, not a curated record